Trypanosoma grayi is the source of this 447-nucleotide messenger RNA. RefSeq lists its product as hypothetical. NCBI's taxonomy places the organism in Eukaryota, Euglenozoa, Kinetoplastea, Trypanosomatida, Trypanosomatidae. The record is from RefSeq and is a predicted model, not a curated record. The transcript has a single exon. Bases 1 to 447 code for a protein of 148 amino acids.
AUGCCGCGGCAUGUCGUUGUGGUGGACCCCAAAAGCGACUCGCCAGUGCAUAACAGUGCAACAGACGAGGCGGGUUUCACAGUGAUAGAACUCCAGCAGGAAGAAGGGGAGGAGGAGGGGAUACGGAGGCAAGGCGUACAGACGGAAAAGGGGGCACCGCGUCGGUGCGACCCCUAUGCCAUGGGGCAACGNGGAGGGGAUACGGAGGCAAGGCGUACAGACGGAAAAGGGGGCACCGCGUCGGUGCGACCCCUAUGCCAUGGGGCAACGCCUGCCGCACUCACACGGCGAUGCAUUGGCGAAGCAGCAGCAGCAGCAUCGGCGGCAACGCUGGGAACUGCCCAGGCUGAUGCCGCAAUCUUCAAGGAGGAACAGGAGGCGGAGCGGCAGCAACAACAGCAGCUGCAGCAGCAGCGGCAUGAGUCCACCGACUGUCCCACAGUGUGA